UAAUUAAUUAAAUUAGCCGCGUCCGACGUCGAUCAUCGGGACGGACCCGCCGGACCCGCCUUUUUUUUUCACGACCACCAUCUGCUGCGAUCGCGACCAGCAAUAGGCCACCGUCGUCCAAAGUGAGGAUACUCGCUUACCCCUCCAAUAGAUAUGCUUAUCGUUUCUUGUAGAAUGCUCGUCCUCUUUGGAUCCUCUUCUAUUUCUGUUCAGAAGAGGGAUAUUUUGCUCCGUGCAAUCCAGGCAAUAGUUCCUACCAUCGUCUCUGUCGAUGCCGUGUGGUUGCAUAUCGUCAAAUGUCGCUCCAAGUCGGCCGAGUCUGAACUAUCGGAUCUUCAAUCUCCGUCGAGAAAGAACCUGGAUCACCUCUUGACCUAUGGCGAUAAUAUCCAAUUAGCCGGCACAGAUUUCACUUCCCACAAUGUAGUCUACGUGCUUCCACGGAUGGGGUCUAUCUCACCGUGGUCAAGCAAGGCGACCGACAUUUCCGUCAUUUGCGAUUUGGGUGACAGUGUGGAAAGGCUGGAACGGGGCGUUGCAUAUGCCUUCGGGACGGUUGGAGGCAAGGCCAUUUCUGAAGAUGAAGUCGAAGCAAUUGCCCAUUUGCUCCAUGACCGUAUGACGCAGGCUGUCUAUCAGCACCUUCCUUCUGAAGACGCCAUAUUCUCGCACAACGAGCCUAAACUCCUCCGCACCGUCGACCUGUCUGGUCCAUCUCCCAAGGACAUCUUCAUCCAGGCAAAUAAAGAUUUGGGUCUCGCGUUAUCUCCAGAUGAGAUUGACUACCUGCUGGACGCAUACACCUCUAUUAACCGCAGUCCCACGGAUGCCGAGCUAUUCAUGUUCGCCCAGGUCAACUCUGAACAUUGCCGCCAUAAAAUAUUUAAUGCGUCGUGGACUAUCGAUGGUGUCCCUCAGCCGUAUUCCCUCUUCCAGAUGAUCCGCAAUACCGAGAAAUUAUCUAACAAGGGCACGUUAUCGGCUUAUUCGGACAAUGCUGCCGUUUUAGAGGGUCAUCUUGCUCCGCGGUUCUCCCCUCACAAGGGUUUAUACACUUCUCAACAGGAAGACAUGCAUAUUCUGGUCAAAGUGGAGACGCACAAUCACCCUACUGCUGUUUCUCCAUAUCCCGGCGCUGCUACCGGUUCUGGAGGUGAGAUCCGAGAUGAGGGCGCAGUCGGUCGUGGAUCGAAACCGAAAGCUGGCAUGGCCGGUUUUACGGUUUCCAAUCUUCUCAUCCCAGGUUUUGAGCAGCCUUGGGAAACGGAUGUUGGGCGUCCAGGGCAUAUUUCCUCCGCUCUGGAUAUCAUGAUUGAUGCUCCCCUUGGUGCCAGUGCCUUCAACAACGAGUUUGGUCGCCCAGCGCUGGCGGGAUACUUCCGUACAUUUUGUGAACGAGUUGGUGGAGAAGUGAGGGGCUAUCAUAAGCCGAUCAUGAUUGCUGGUGGCUACGGCAAUGUUCGACCUCAGAACGUGUACAAGGGAAAGAUUAGCGAGGGCGCGAAGAUUGUGGUUCUCGGUGGUCCUGGACUGUUGAUAGGUCUUGGUGGAGGUGCAGCAUCAAGUCAGAUAUCGGGAGCGAGCUCAGCUGAAUUAGACUUUGCGAGUGUGCAGAGGGACAAUGCUGAGAUGCAGAGACGGUGCCAACAGGUCAUUGAUGCUUGCGCUGGUGCGGCAGGUGGACUGUCGAAUGCCUUACCCGAACUUGUUCACGAUUCUGGUCUGGGUGCCGUCUUUGAGAUUCGGGAUGUCCCAGUGGCGGAUGCGUCGAUGAGUCCUAUGGAGAUUUGGUGCAAUGAAAGCCAAGAGCGAUAUGUUCUUGCGGUCUCCGCCGAUAAGAUCAAUGAUUUUGAGGACAUUGUGAAGAGGGAACGGUGUCCUUUCGGUGUAGUCGGUGUUGCUACCAAGGAGGACGAGCUGGUGGUAACAGAUCGACUGUUUGGAAACGAUGUCAUCCGCCUCAAGAUGUCGACGCUCUUUGGGAAGCCACCCAAGAUGUCGCGGACAGACACUUCCAGACGAAGUGACUUGCAUGCCUUCGACACUACGCUAUCCAAAUAUGUCACCCCGCAAGUGGAUAUCCUUUCUGAGGCCGUAGACCGUGUCUUGCAUCUCCCAUCUGUGGCCUCCAAGUCCUUCCUUAUCACCAUUGGUGAUCGUUCCAUCACGGGCCUCGUCACCCGCGACCAGAUGGUUGGUCCUUACCAGGUGCCCGUCGCGGAUGUCGCAGUUACGCGUACAUCCUUCGGCUUCGAUGUCCUUAGUGGAGAAGCCAUGGCCAUCGGUGAGCGGACUCCGCUUGCAAUUCUUCGGCCGGCUGCGUCUGCGCGUAUAGCGAUUGCUGAAGCGUUGACAAAUCUCAGCGCAGCAUACGUCGGGGAUAUCGGGCGGGUCAAGCUCAGUGCGAAUUGGAUGUGUGCUGCGGGGAAAGACGGCGAGGGCGCUGGUUUGUACGAGGCCGUGAAAGCUGUGGGUCUGGAAUUGUGCCCACAGUUGGGGGUUGGCGUUCCUGUUGGUAAAGACUCGAUGUCAAUGGGUAUGAGGUGGAAGCAGGAAGGAGAAGAGCGGGAAGUUACGGCGCCGUUGUCGUUGAUUGUUACAGCAUUCGCUCCUGUUGUCAAUGUGGAGUUAACCUGGACGCCUCAGCUACAAGCAGUAGAGGAUACGGUGCUGGUUUUGUUCGACCUUGCCAAGGGGGAGCGGAGGAUGGGUGGAUCUGCCCUUGCCCAAGUCUUCAAAGAAGUUGGAGACGACGCACCAGAUGUCAAUGAUGCCGCCCUCUUCAAAGCCUUCCUCUUGGGUCGUCAAGCAAUCAAGGUGGAUGGUCCUAGACAUUGUAUUGGCUUAUCACUGACCGUUCAGACUGGUGGCCUCUUUACUACUAUUGUGGAGAUGGCAUUUGCUGGACAUGUCGGAGUGGACAUCACUCUGACAGAUGAGGACGCCGCUGACGCAUUAUCUGCCUUGUUCAACGAGGAGCUGGGGGCUGUUGUGCAGGUGAGACGGUGUGACGUGGAGAAACUUCACAAGGCAUUUAGCGAUACAGGAUUCCCGCAGCAGUAUAUCCAUACUGUGGGCGUACUCAACGCUGAUCAGACUGUCCGGGUAAAGCGCGGACCCGAAACGCUCUUCGCCAGUCCAAGAAGUGUAUUGCAGAAGAAAUGGUCGGAGACGUCUUUCAAAAUGCAGGAGCUGCGCGACAAUCCGUUCGCAGCAAAGGAGGAGUUCGAUCUUAUUGAUGACAACUCGUACAAUGGGAUAACCUAUGAUCUUACAUUCUCUUACACUCCGACGCCGACCUAUAACUCCCGUCCCAAGGUCGCCAUUCUUCGGGAACAGGGUGUCAAUGGUCAGAUAGAGCUGGCGUGGGCAUUCACUGCGGCAGGGUUUGACGCCGUCGACGUACAUAUGUCUGAUAUUCUGAGCGGGGCUGUCAGUCUCGAUUCAUUUCGGGGUGUUGCUGCGGCAGGGGGAUUUUCAUACGGAGACGUCCUUGGUGCUGGGAAAGGGUGGGCACACUCUGUCCUCCUGCAUUCCACUGCAAGGAGACAAUUUUCCUCAUUCUUCAGCCGAAGCGACACAUUUACGCUCGCUAUAUGCAACGGUUGCCAGUUCCUCAGUCAUCUUCGCUCUAUAAUUCCCGGGGCUCAAGACUGGCCAGAUUUCAAGCCUAACCGGAGUGAACGAUUUGAGGGGCGGACGGUCACAGUGGAAAUCGUUUCGAACGAGUGCACAGCGUCAUCCGUAUUCUUGAGAGAGAUGCAAGGUUCCAAACUUUCAGUCGCCGUAGCUCACGGAGAAGGACGGGCGGCGUUCAGUUCCGAUGAACAGAGGAAGGCCGUAGAAGAGGAAGGUCUAGUCGCAGUGCGGUAUGUCGAUUCACAGGGCGUUCCGACUGAGAAGUAUCCUUUGAAUCCGAAUGGUAGCCCUGGGGGUAUUACUGGAGUCCAGACUCCGGAUGGGAGAGUUCUUGCGCUUAUGCCGCAUCCCGAGAGAGUGGUAGCUUUGGAAAGUAACAGCUGGUAUCCAGCUUCGUUCAGGAAGGAGUGGCGUGGGAGCGGGCCUUGGUUUAGAUUGUUCCAAAGUGCCCGUAAGUGGUGCGAAGAAGUUUAA
Desarmillaria tabescens is the source of this 4113-nucleotide messenger RNA. RefSeq names its product CobB/CobQ-like glutamine amidotransferase domain-containing protein. Gene Ontology annotation, biological process: 'de novo' IMP biosynthetic process. Bases 154 to 4113 code for a protein of 1319 amino acids. The transcript has 2 exons. The record is from RefSeq and is a predicted model, not a curated record. NCBI's taxonomy places the organism in Eukaryota, Fungi, Basidiomycota, Agaricomycetes, Agaricales, Physalacriaceae. Gene Ontology annotation, molecular function: phosphoribosylformylglycinamidine synthase activity.